GCGGGGUCGCGCGAGCCCGAACAGGACGGCCGCCAUCUUGCGCGAGCCGGAAUCCCGUCCCGCAUCUGCGGCCUAUAGAGCGCGCGAGUCGGCGGUGUUCCCUUGCAGCUGCCCAGCGUUGCCGCGGCCCAGCUGGAUCCCUCGCCCGCCACCUCUCUGUCCCCGGCCGGAGUCCGGCCUCACGCCCUCAUCUGGGCCAGGUCCGGCCUCCCCGCGGGGUCACGCCGCUGCCCCGGGGACGAUGAACGGAGGAUAAAUGGUGCCCAAGGCAGACAGCGGUGCCUUCCUGCUGCUCUUCCUGCUGGUUCUCACUGUCACCGAGCCGCUGCGGCCAGAACUUCGGUGCAGUCCUGGGCAAUUUGCAUGUCACAGUGGUGCCAUCCAGUGCAUACCCCUUCCCUGGCAGUGUGACGGCUGGCCCACGUGUGAGGAUGCGAGCGAUGAAGCUGACUGUCCAGAAGUGACUGGAGAGGCCCGUCCUUAUCAUGGGAAGGAGACCUUGGACCUGCGGCAGGGGUGGACCAGAGGAGGUGACCCCACACAGUUCCACAUAGUGAACAUGGCUCAGCCUGUCCGCUUCAGCAGCUUCCUAGGAAAAUGCCCAAGCGGGUGGCACCACUAUGAAGGCACAGCCAGCUGCUACCGGGUCUACCUCAGUGGAGAGAACUACUGGGAUGCUGCGCAGACCUGCCAGCGCGUAAACGGUUCACUCGCCACUUUCUCCACUGACCAGGAGCUGCGCUUCGUCCUGGCCCAGGAAUGGGACCAGCCAGAGCGGAGCUUUGGCUGGAAAGACCAGCGCAAGCUGUGGGUUGGUUAUCAGUAUGUCAUCACUGGGCGGAACCAUUCCUUAGAAGGUCGCUGGGAGGUAGCGUUCAAAAGCUCUUCAGAGGUGUUUCUGCCUCCGGACCCCAUCUUUGCCUCCGCCAUGUCUGAGAGUGACAGUGUGUUCUGUGCCCAGCUCCAGUGCUUCCACUUCCCCACACUGCGGCGCCAUGACCUCCACAGCUGGCAUGCCGAGAGCUGCUCUGAGAAGUCUUCCUUCCUGUGUAAAAGAAGUCAGACGUGUGUUGAUAUCAAAGACAAUGUCGUGGAUGAAGGGUUCUACUUCACUCCCAAGGGAGAUGACCCAUGCUUGAGCUGUACCUGCCAUCGAGGGGAGCCUGAGAUGUGCGUCGCUGCCCUGUGUGAGCGGCCCCAGGGAUGUCAGCAGUACCGCAAGGACCCUAAGGAAUGCUGCAAGUUCAUGUGUCUGGACCCAGAUGGCAGCAGCCUGUUUGACUCCAUGGCUAGUGGGAUGCGCCUGGUCGUCAGCUGCAUCUCCUCCUUCCUCAUCCUCUCGCUGCUGCUUUUCAUGGUCCAUCGGCUACGCCAGCGGCGCCGGGAGCGCAUCGAGUCCCUGAUUGGAGCAAACUUGCACCAUUUCAACCUUGGCCGGAGGAUCCCUGGCUUUGACUAUGGCCCAGAUGGGUUUGGCACAGGCCUCACCCCACUACAUCUUUCUGACGACGGGGAAGGUGGGACUUUCCAUUUCCACGACCCUCCACCUCCUUACACAGCUUACAAGUACCCAGACAUGGACCAGCCGGAUGAUCCACCACCGCCCUAUGAGGCUUCCAUCAACCCGGACAGUGUCUUCUAUGACCCUGCAGAUGACGAUGCCUUUGAACCCGUGGAAGCCAGCCUGCCAACCCCAAGUGGCAUUGAAGGUGCAUUGCCCAGGCACUCGGAUCAUCCGCUGCCUCCUACAGAGACCUCCUUAGCAGAUCUGGAAGAUUCCACAGACAGUAGCAGUGCCCUGCUGGUGCCUUCUGAUCCUGCCCAGAGUGGGAGCACCCCAGCUCCAGAAGCUCCAGGUGGUGGGCGUCACCCCCGUGGCUCCCUCAAUACUGUGGUUUAGGUGGCUCAGCUCAUGGCCCCAGUGGGCUAGGAGUAUCUGUUUCCUGUUCAAAAGACACCUAUCCCAGUGGGAGACUUCCAGGGGUCCUGUCAUAGCCUGGACCUACUCCACUGCCACAUCCCACCAGCAGCGGGUGUGUACAUAGAAACUGAAGCCAGGCACCCUGACAGAGGAGCAGGUGCCUGUGCCGUCUUUAUCGGAGGCUUCUCAGACGUGAAAAGGGUUGGUCAGUCUCAUUUUCAAAUGGCAGAAUGACACAGGUGUUCAAACCACACAUUUCCAAGAGAGCAGAGGCAGUGGGCUGCACUCACACCAAAUACAUCUUUGGAUGGGCUUGCUUACUGCACUCUCUCGCCUACAGAAGCCAGUCAUCAGCCAGUGACCACACCAGUGUAGACAGCAGGGCUACCACUGUAUGUGACAACAGUGGAGGCAGCAGAGCAUCUGGGAAUUGCUUCCGGGAAAGCAUUUGCAGCUGCUAUACUGGCUCUCUGGGGCAUCCUGUCCGGACCCAAAUGCAGAUAUCAAGGUGCCAGUCCUGGGGAGAAAAUUGAACUUACCACCCCAUUUCUAGCUUUGCUUUGAGGCCAGUACCAUGGCAGCACUCUCCAUGGCAUAGCUCUGCAUGCCUCCCCCAGGAGUAGACUCUGGCCCCCUGUGGAGGGUUGGGCAUGCUGGCUUUUCUCUGCCACACUCUGGAUCCCUGUGCUCUGCCUGCUGGUGAAUGACCUUUGGGUCUGGCCAGCCCCCUUCACCUUGUCUGUGCCAUAAAGGGUUGGUUGUUUGGGAAGAGAAUUGACUCAAAUAGACAUCCUGUGUUGAGUCUUCUGAGUCCACGUCACCUGUGACCAUUGCUGGAGCCCAGCGUCUGCUGGCCACACACAUGUCUCCCCGCCACUCCACAGCACUGGGUACCUGGGACUUUUGCCCAAAGGAUCCUGUUGCCAACUCCAUACAGUGGUUUUGUCUCCUGACACAGGCCUUUAGCAUUUCUAAGGUUUGGAGAUUAAGCAAGGUUCUGUGCAAUUUUUAGCACAUAUGUAUCUUUUCUAUGUUGGAUGUCAGGAUCUUUCUGUAUCUAUGUGUGUCCUCACAUGGCCAAGUGUUUGCAGGUGAUGAUGGUUCACAGGAGGAGCUCAGGACACCCCGUUACCCAACAUGAGCCAUUUGCCCUUGGCUGCUCUUAGACCGCUGUGUCUGAGCUGCUUCCUAGGCCAUGGUCCAGCUAAGAACAUGAGCGGGAGAAAUGACUAAGACCUCCAGCUCUUUGGUGCUUGAUCAGACCUGCACAGUUCUAGGCACAUUUUUACACUGCUUGGGAACCUAUGUUUCCCCUUCCCAUAUGGAGCAUCUUUAGGCUGGAUCCCCGGGGCUGACUGGAGGUAGAAGAUUUGUCCUAGAUUUGUCUGUCUCAAGCUGAGCCCACAGGCUAGCUGCUGCAGACAUCCUCUGUCAAAGGGCUUUUGCCUCCUCCACCCAUGACUGAGAAGAGCAGGAAGUUCAUCAUAUCUCCAGCAAGUACUGAGUGCUGGGUGCAGGCAGCCACGCUCCAGAGCAACAGUGGGAAAUUGUCUUGGUGCCAGACCAUCCAGAAGAGUCCUAAGGACCACACAGCAGUGCCUCCUCAGAAGGCCGUAUGUACAGACUGAAAUUCUCUGGGGACCAAAUGACUGUUAGGGUUGGGGCCUGAGUCUAGGAGGGAGAGGUGAAGAGGGUGGCCUAAGGUGGACCAUGGUGCUGCUGAGGUGGACCAGACGGACUGCCCGGGGCUGUCUAGCAGGCACUCGGGGUACAUGUGGCCUAUAUUGGGGGCUGUUCAGACUGUUGCUGUUGUAGUUCCAAAUAAUGGGGUCUGCCACCCUCUCCAGAUCUUAGGUGAGUAAUCGCAGGUCCAGGAUUUGCUAAGGUAUGUUUUUCCUUGCCCAUCCCACAAGGCCCCAGAGGGACAGGCCAAGCUGCCAGGAGUCCCCUUUCCCUGGACUGCCUUGCCACUCUUCUGAGAGGCUGGGUGCCCUCUGACCUGCCUUGAAGUGGAAUUUGAUACUGUACAUUGUCCCAAUGCCUGUUUUUACAUACUCUUUUCACUAAAGGUUUUAGUUUGGGUGUAUUUUUGGUCGGGUUGGCAUUAAUCCUUUCUUAAGAUGCUGUGAGAACCAUUUCAUCCAAUGCCAAAUAAACUUGUGUUAUGGAAAA
Molecule: messenger RNA, 4093 nt
Organism: Onychomys torridus (southern grasshopper mouse)
Lineage: Eukaryota; Metazoa; Chordata; Mammalia; Rodentia; Cricetidae
Gene: Dgcr2
Product: DiGeorge syndrome critical region gene 2
Exons: 10
Coding region: 257-1900 (547 amino acids)
Cellular component (GO): membrane
Molecular function (GO): protein binding
Source: RefSeq, a predicted model, not a curated record